AUGUCCCGCCUCUUCGCCGUCGGUUCCCUGCUUUUCGUAGGUGUUGCUCUUCGUGAUCAAUCCAUAGCUGUCAAAGGACGACUCACUUGUGGAGCGAAGCCAGCAGCGGAUGUGCUGGUAAAACUGUGGGACGAAGACAUCGUAAUCAGCGCAAAAUUCUACUGCUUUCACUUGACAGAUGUCAAUCCGUUCUCAUGGCUUGAUCCUCAUGACCUGCUCGACUUGAACCACUCCAAUUCGAACGGAGAAUUCCAACUCGCUGGAGCAACAACGGAAUUCACGGCAAUGGAACCUGUUUUGAGCGUCUAUCAUGACUGUAACGAUGGUAUUAAGAGCGGCGUGCGCAAGUUGAGUAUUGGACUUCCGGAUCAGUACAUCACGGCUGGUAGGACACCACUGAAGACCGUCGAUAUCGGUAUCAUCAACUUGGAGCUCAGUUAUAAAAAGGAAGAAAGAGUGGAUGAUGAUGAAGAAGAAAUUUUGACCAAGUAG
Messenger RNA from Angiostrongylus costaricensis, 492 nucleotides. The record is from the annotation of a GenBank genome assembly. NCBI's taxonomy places the organism in Eukaryota, Metazoa, Nematoda, Chromadorea, Rhabditida, Metastrongylidae.